Messenger RNA from Cooperia oncophora, 378 nucleotides. The record is from the annotation of a GenBank genome assembly. Lineage: Eukaryota; Metazoa; Nematoda; Chromadorea; Rhabditida; Trichostrongylidae.
AUGAAUCUCUACACGCCAGGAGAUGGUCUUUUCAGUACUCAUGUCACUUUGGAGGACAUCGAACAGGAUAUGCAACGAGCGCUCGGCACUGACUCGUCGUUUGGACCAAACAAGUCCAUAAAAGAUAUUGGAGAUAAAAAGGGUUACAUGUCAAAAAUUGUGCUUGUCGAACCAGACUGGCAGCCUGUAGAUAAUCAGCUGCCUCGAGUAUUCCUUGUGAAGAUCCCAACUCAGCUUGUAAUGCAGAAAUUCCAGAAAGAGAUUGCACUGAGCAAAAACAAUAAGAGCAGAUUUGACGAUCCGGAGUUCAGAGACAGGUUCGAGGCGAAUGAGAAGCGCGUAAGUUCCUCCUCAUCGAUUGUGCAAGGUGCGGUUUAG